Hypanus sabinus (Atlantic stingray) is the source of this 15342-nucleotide messenger RNA. RefSeq names its product family with sequence similarity 110 member C (gene fam110c). The coding region runs from base 421 to 1896 and encodes 491 amino acids. The transcript is spliced from 2 exons. NCBI's taxonomy places the organism in Eukaryota, Metazoa, Chordata, Chondrichthyes, Myliobatiformes, Dasyatidae. The record is from RefSeq and is a predicted model, not a curated record.
GUAUUUUCUCUCUCUGCUAGAUUAUGUAUUGCAUUGAACUGCUGCUGCUAAGUUAACAAAUUUCAUGUCACAUGCCAGUGAUAAUAAACCUGAUUCUGAUUCUGAUUGGGAAGCUUUUAGAAACCAACAGAAGGCAAUUAAAAAAUCAUUAAAAAAGAGAGACGCCCGGCGGCAAGGGUGAAUCGGCUGAAAGUGACACUCUAUUAGCAAAGUCGAGAACUGAUAACAGCAACUACAGCUCUACGUGACAGCGUCGAGCACAAGACUCCGGACUGGGAAUCGUGGCUGGAAAGUUGCCAGCAACAGGCAGGAAAACAAACAAAACAAAAAUAUAAGGUCGCAAGAGGUGGAGAGGUGAAUGUUCUGGAGAAGGUGCGCUUGCCAGACUUCGUGAACGUGACGGCUGUGGACCAGGGUGGGAUGCCGAGCGAGAUCUCGGCCCCUGCAGGUAUGCAGUCGGCAUUGAGCCCCUCUCUGCCCCUUAGGCUUCUGACCAAGGGUCCCAGCUACCUGCGGAGUCAGAUGGAGGGGGACAGGCGGGAUCGGCCGAGCGCCGUGGAGAGACUGGCGGCCGACAAAGCCAAGUACGUGAAGAGCCCGGCGGCGAGGGGACGCAAGUUGGAGCCCAGUGGCUUAGGCAGUUUUUCCUCUGAGGAAGACAGCAGUAGCGGCGCCAGCAGCAACAGGGAGAACCACCUGGAAUCCGGCAGCCACCAGCAGACCAGACCGCGGGAGCUCCAACCGAGCAUCGUGCGGCGCUCGGGGUUCAAGAGGCAGCUGAGGCCCGACUCGCUCGUCAUCUACCGGCAGAAGUGUGAGUUUGUUCGGGGAGCUCCGACCACCAGUAGCAAUCGGAGCUCCAAGAGCAACCGUAGCUUGGUCAGGAGACUCCUGCCGGGCUCCGGUGGCGGGGGCGACACCCUGCUGCAGUCGGAGGCAGGAACAACCUUAGAAGAAAGAUUGGCAGAUGGUACAGAGGUGGCGGCAUCUCAGGGAGCAGCAACCAACAAACCAGCGGCACCCCAGGGAGCAGCAGCCAACACGCCGGCGGCACCCCAGGGAGCAGCAGCCAACACGCCGGCGGCAUCCCGGGGAGCAGCAGCCAACACGCCGGCGGCACCCCGGGGAGCAGCAGCCAACACGCCGGCGGCACCCCGGGGAGCAGCAGCCAACACGCCGGCGGCACCCCAGGGAGCAGCAGCCAACACGCCGGCGGCACCCCAGGGAGCAGCAGCCAACACGCCGGCGGCAUCCCGGGGAGCAGCAGCCAACACGCCGGCGGCACCCCGGGGAGCAGCAGCCAACACGCCGGCGGCACCCCGGGGAGCAGCAGCCAACACGCCGGCGGCACCCCGGGGAGCAGCAGCCAACACGCCGGCGGCACCCCGGGGAGCAGCAGCCAACACGCCGGCGGCACCCCAGGGAGCAGCAGCCAACACGUCGGCGGCACCCCAGGGAGCAGCAGCCAACACGUCGGCGGCACCCCAGGGAGACACCGGCCGCACCAAAGAACCACUGAAACGGCGGGGAGGAGGAACGGGGCUGCGGCGCUCGCAUUCCGACCUGAGCUACCGCUACUCGCGAGCCUGCUCGGGCUUGGACAGCUUCUUCGAGCACUGCGGACUGGAGCCCGAGGUGAUGGAGGACCUGGUCAGGGAGAAGUUCGCCGCCACCUCCGACAGCCUCGCCCUCAAGUUCCGGAGCGUGAGCAGCCCGGACUCGGAGAGCGAGCUAUCGCGGCACAGCAGCGGUGGCAGCGAACGACUCCAGGUGCAGAAAAAGCCUCCUCCCUCUGCCCUUUCGGUCAUCGAGCGUAACGCCAGGGUCAUUCAGUGGCUGUACGGUUGUAAGAGAGCCCAGGAGUCCAAAGGCAAGCCUACAGCUGUCCUGGUGUAAAGCAGGAGCACGGAUUGAUUCCUUCUUUAAAUUCGGCUGCUUUCCGUUUCUUUCCGGACGCGGGCUUUCCAGCAUAGACCGCCUAUGCAUUCCCAAAUUAGAAAGGAGUGAGUGCAAGGAAAAGUCGCUCUUUACAUACUACAGCGACUGAGAGCAGAAGAACGGGAGACGAUGUGCAUCGAGAAAAGGGAUGACAAUCGGACAUGGGGUUGGUGUUUCUGCCCCCUUCGCUUCCCCGCCCACCAUCGAAAAUGCAGUGACUACUUUUUGAUAAAUACUCUUAUUUAAAUUAACUAUUUUAUGGAACUAAGGGGGAAGUUGAGUCUUGCAAUUAACUUGACGAGUUUGUCAGAUUUCAAUUUUCACUGUCUUCAUUAAACGAGCUGGCAAAAAACCACUGUUUGCAAAUACCACAGCGAUAUAAUUCGCAGGGCCUCAUCUGUCUGGACUGGUCCGAAAAGACUCUUGCCAAGUAAAAUAUUUUGUAAUUUCACUUCAGUACAAUGUUAAAGUUUCAAAUAUUCAUUCCAAGAUGUUACCUGCCACCUAGAAUGAAAUUUGUAAUUUUUAAAUAUAGAUAUAAUUUUAUUUUCUGUGUUCGUUGCAGGAUCUGUAAAAUAUUCAUUUAUAGGAUAUUCUGUCCUACAAACAUUUCUGUUUGGAUAAUUGCAGUUUUUUUUAAAGUACUUUAAAUGGCAGAGGAUUAAUAUCUUGAAACAUACAAAGUACACUUAGUGGCCAGUUUAUUAGGUACCUUCUGCUGCUGGAGUCCAUCCACUUCAAAGUUCCAAGUAUUGUGCAUUCAGAGAUGCUCUAGUGUACACCACUAUUGUAAUGUGUGGUUAUUUGAGUUACUGUGCUCUGUCAACUCUCCCGCAAUUCUCCUCUAAUGUCUCUCAUUAACAAGGCAUUGAAUCCACAGAAAUGCCACUCAUUGGAUAUUUUUUGUUUAUCGCACCAUUCUCUGUAAACUCCAGAGACUGUUGCGCAUGAAAGUCCAAGGAGAUCAGCAUUUUCUGAGGGACUAAACCACCCCACCUGGUACCAACAAUCGGGAUCCGAAUCAGGUUUAUUAUCAGAGGCAUGUGACGGAAAAUCCCCAGUCAAAGUCAGUUAGUUUCCCAUUCUCUUAUUUGCUCUGAACAACUGAACCUCUUGACCAUGUCAGCAUGCCUUUAUGUAUUGAGUUGCUGCCACAUGAGUGACUGAUUAGAUAUUUGCAUUAACAAGUGGGUGUGUCUAAUAAAGUGGCCACUGUGUGUGUAUCACAAUGGUAUCGCCUCACAUCCAUGAUGGACAGUGAUUUGGAAUGAUAAUUUCCAUCCAUCAGCCACAGUCACAGAAGCUAGUAGGUUUGUGCAUCGAAAAUACGUUGCAGCAAUUUAAAGAUAUCAGAUGGAUUUUAAACUAUUUUAAAAAUUUCUAAACGGGCGCCAUAGUAGCAUAGAAGUUAGCACAGCACUAUUACAGCGAGAAUGUCAGAGUUCAACUCCAGCACCCACUGUAAGCAAGUUGGUACAUUUCUUCCUGUCUGCAUGUGGGUUUCCUCUGGGUAAUGCAGUUUCCUCCCAUAGUCCAACAAUGUACCAGUUUGCAGGUUAAUUUAUUUUUCUUCUGUGUGCCUUAUGAUGCAUCAUGCAGCAACUUUGCCGUUCUUCAGCAUUUGUCCUUUUUAUGAGGCUGAGUUGCUAGCUGGACACUCAAUCCCGCAUGCAAGGAGCUAGUUGGAUUUGAACUUGGAACCAUUGGCCACGAAAUUUGGUACGGAUGCCAGUGCACUGCUGACAGGCAGUAGGUUACAGGCAGACAGACAGACAUACUUUACUGAUCCUGAGCAAAUUAUCCCAUGUUUAGGCUGGGGUUAAAUCGGAGUGGUGCAGCUUGAAGGGCCCAUUCCACACUAAUAAAUAAAAAAAAAGUAACUGUAAAGCAGGGCUGGGGAUGGGAACACAGAACUGAAACCUAUAGGGUUGCUGCAUUUCUGGCACCUCUGAAGUUACUUGGAAAGCUUUUAAUUUUAAAUUGCUGUUGUAGGAUUGUACUGAUGGGUGUCCUAUGGAAGUUUUGAACUUGAGAUGUUCGAAUAGUUUAAACUUGAUCUCAAAUGCUGUUCCAGGCAGCUACUUAAAUGGAAACGGCUCCUCCAGAAAAAGUUGUGUUUAUACUGAGCAGUAGGGUUGGCAAGCCAUUAUUUACUCAUCUAUACUAGGUUCAUCUGAGAGGAAUUUUGACAGUCGUCUAGUAUUACAUGGGUUUGAGUCACAAAUUGGAAUACAUCAUUUUUUAUAACUGUCAGAAGGUUGGCAUUAAAAUUAUUGAUUCGUGUUAGUUUAUUACAAUGUUCUUUGACAGCAGCCACUAGUCUUUUAUUAAUUCUGCUGUAUUCAAAGCAAUCAAAUAUAAUCAUUCAGGUAACAGAACUAUUAGCUACAAGUUCAAGACAGGUAUCCUUUAAAGCAGGGGUUCCCAACCAUUUUUAUGCCAUGGACUAAUGCCAUUUAGCAAGAGGGCUGUGGAUCCUAGGUUGGGAACCCCUUCUUUAAAGAAAUUUAUUAUAAAUUUGCAGUCCCAGAUUGACCUUGCUGCAUCUUUGGUGUGAAAGCCCAUUGAAAUAAUUUGCUAUUAAUGCAUAAGGAGAGAGCAUCACUGAUUCCCUGGACUGCCACAUCGGGGGCUUUGGAGUUUUUAGCAUUUAAGUGUAUGAGAGCUUCACAGCAAUGCAGUUAAGCAGAAUGGGAGAACUGUGUCUGCCUUUAACUGUCUAUAAUCAAUAUAAGAAUGCUUUCCACUGUCUAUAGAAAUGAUGAUGUCAACCAUUAUAUUUAUAUUUUGAUCGCACAAGGUCUGAUAUAUCUUCUUAGACAUGAAAAUCAAAAAUCCGAGGAAACUGGAAAUCUGAAAUGCAAGCAGAAAAGAUGCAAAAUACUCAAGUCAGGUUGCAUACUAUAUGUGGGAAGAGAAACGGAGUUCCGGUCAGAGACCCUACGUGCCUUGUUCUGGUGACAGGCCCCUGAAUGGAAAUGUUAACUCCUCCCAUAGAUGCAGCUGGACCUGUGGAAUUCCACCAGCAUUUUCUGUUUGUGUCUUCUUGCAUCUUUGUCUCUGCUAUAGUAGCAGCUAAUCAAUUUCAUGGUUUUUGAACAGAAUUCAAUUUUUUAAAUCUGCUUUGUAUCAUCAGGUGCUAAGUAAAACUGGUCACAGAACCAUACUAAACUGUCAUUACUCUUUGAGUCAGUAUAAGGGAAAUAUGUAUGUGACAAAAGGAACCAGAGGACUAUCUGGCUUCUGUUCAGAAGGGAAAUUUAAUGUGAGCAGAUAAAGCUCCUAGGACAGCGAGAAAGUUUUCUGAGAAGGCCUUUGUGCAUAGGAUUAAGGAAAUCCCCAAUGAUUUUUUUUCACACAUGUGAAGAACAGGAGUAUGUCCAGAGUGAGGGUAUGACCAAUUAUGGAUAGUACAGGAGACAGAUGAGGUAGGGGAGGUCAUUAAUGAAUACUUUGCUUCAGUAUUCACCAGUAAGCAGGACCUUGACAUUUAUAACUACAAGCUGAUAUGCUGGAACAUGUUGAUGUUUAGAAAGAAGAUGCUCUGGAGUUUUUGAAAAUCAUUAUGAUAAGUAAGUUCCUGGGGCUGGACAGAAUAUAGACAAAGUUCAUACGGGAGAUGAAGAAAGAGAUUGCUGUGCCUGUGGUGAUAAUCUUUGUGAACUCACUGACCAUGGGAGUAGUGCGAGAUAAUUGGAAAGUGGCACAUUUUAUUCCUUUGUUCAGAAAGAGAAUAGAGAUAACCUUCAGAAUUAUAGACCAAUGAGCCUUACUUCAGUGGUGGGCAAAUUUUUGGAGAAAAUACUUAGACAGGAUUUCCAAGUAUUUUGUGAUGCAUAGUAUGUUUAGGGGUAGUCAACGUGGUUUUUAUGAGAGGCAAGUCAUUCCUCAUGAGCCUGAAUGAAUUCUUUAUGGAUGUGCCAAUGCACAUUGAUGAAGGUAGAGCAGUGGAUGUGGUGUAUAUGGAUUUUGUAAGAAGUCUGAUAUGGUAGGAUCAUUCAGAAAGUCUGGAGGCAUGGGAUCCAGGGAAACAUGGCUGUAUGGAUUCAGAAUUGUCCUGUCCACAGAAGGUAGAAUAGAAAGUGUAUUCUGCCUGGAGGUUGUUAACCAGUGGUGUGUUUUGAGACUGCUGCUCUUUGUGUUUUUUAUUAAUGGCUUGGAUGAGCAAGUGCUUGAAGUAGGGAGUAAGGGAGCAACAUUUUGCAGGGUGGGAACAAUUUGAAAACGGUAAAUCCAGUCGGGAGUGAGUCAUUGUUUGAAGUAGUGAGUGGGAGGGUAAUAUUGGGCAGGGCUGGAGCCAGGCGUGAGUCAUUGUUUGAAGUAGCAAGUGAGGGAGCAACAGGGCGGGAGCUAUUUAAAAACAGCCAAUGAAAAGAAAGGAAGUGUAAACAGAGUGGCCAUUGAGGGAGUGAUCACGCUUUGGCUCAGGAUAUGGCAAGAACAGGAGUAGGCUAAAGGUACUGAGUCUUUUGGAGUCAUUUAGAUUAUUGUAAAACUUGAACUUGAGAAGUUACACCCAAAGAUAUACAGAGCAUUAGCAGGAUGGUACCUAAGACGAUCUUCCUGAUGACUGCAUCUGCAGAAAGUGCAUCCAGCUUCAGCUCCUGACGGACAAGGUCAAGGUCAGGGAGCUAGACCUGAAUGUACUCAGGAUCAUACAGGAAGAUGAAAACAUCAUUGAUGAGACUUGUACUGAGGUGGUCACAAGCAGAGUGCAGGCUUCAGAUCAUAGAUGGAUGAUCACCCAGAGAGAUAACAGGAAUAAGAAAUCAAUGCAGGGUCCCCCUGUGGCAUUUCCCCUCAGCAAAGUGUAUACCCCUUUAAAUACUGCUGGGGGUGGAGGUGACCUAUUAGGGCACAGCAGCAGCAGCCAGGCCAAUGGCAUUGUGGCUGGCUAUGAGGCUCAGCAGGGAAGGGUAAAGUCAGGUCGUAUGAAAGCAAAAGGAGAUUCGAUAAUCAGGGCGAUGGACAGGAGAUUCUGUGGCCAGGAAAAAGACUUCAGAACGUUGUGUUGCCUCACAGAUGCUAGGUUCAAGGAUUCCUGGAGAAUAUUCUCGAGGGAGGAUGAGUGUCCUGUGGUUGUGGUGCAUGUUAGCACCAAUGACAUAGGUAGAAAAGCAAUAAAGGUCCAGUGCAGUAUGUAUAAGGAGUUAGGGAAGAGGCCAAAGGGCAGGACUGACAAGGUCGUAGUUACUGGAUUACUCCAAUGCCAUGUGCUGGUCAGUGCAGGAAUAAACUGAUAGUAUAGAUAAAUGAGUCCAGCUUGGUGGCACAAUAAUAUCAGCUCCAGACUCCGGAGCGAAGGUUCCCGAGUUCGAAUCCAAGUCAGGUUGAGCGUCGAGCUAGUAACUCAGCCUCGUAAAAACAAGAUUAGCUUGUUACAGAGCCACCUUCAUGACAGUGCCCCGAUAACUCCGCUGCCAAGUUGAGGGCUAUUUUUCUGCUUCACAGAUAAAUGAGUGGCUGAGGAUCUGGUAAAAGGGGCAGGGUUUCAGAUUUCUGGAGCAUUGGGAUCCCAUGUAGGGAAGGUAUGAACUGUACAACUGAACUGGAGGGGACCAACAUCCUUGCAGGAGGAUUUAACUGAAUUUGAUCUGAAGUGACAAGGCUGAGCACGUGGCAGUUGAUAUUUAAGUAGAUGCGGUGUGCAGUGAGAUGCUGAGGAAGGACAGGCAGAUGAUAGGGCAAAAUUGCAGUUAGUGGGAUGAGCUGAAGUAUAACAUGGGGGCAAAAUCAAAAGGGAUGAAUGUAGGACUAAAGGUGCUAAAUUUGAAUGCAUGCAGGGUGAUGAUCUUGCAGCGCAUUUAAAAAUUGGCAGGUUUGACAUUAUGGGAACCACUGAGACAUGGCUGAAAUGAAGCUUAACAUCCAAGGGUACAUCUUGUACUGAAAGGACUGUCAGGUGGAUCGAGGAGGGGGGGUUUCUUUCUCAGAGUGUGAUAUAGGAGCGGAAGGUGAAGAAUCCUUGUGAGAGUAAAGAAACUGCAAAGGUAAAAAGACACUAAUCGGAGUUAUUCAGACCUUGAACAGCAGACAGGAUGUGGGAUAUAAGCUACAAUGGGAGUUAGAAAAGGCUAGUAAAAAUGGUAAUGUUAUGAUUGUCAUGGCAGAUUUCAAUAUGCAGGUAGAUUGGGAAAAUUAGGUUGGUACUGGACCCCAAGUGAGGGAAUUUGUAGAAUGCAUACAAGAUGGCAUUUUAGAGAAAACUGUAGUUGAGCCCGCUAGGGGAAAGGCAUUUCUGAAUUGGGUGUCAUGUAAUGACCCAGAUUUCAUUAGCGAACUUAAAAUAAAAGAAGCCUUAGGAGGCAGUGAUCAUAAUAUGAUAGAAUUCACCUUGCAGUUUGAGGGAGAUGAUCAGUAUUACAGUGGAGUAGAAGGAAUUGCAGAGGCUUGCUAGAGGAGCUGGACAAAGUUAAUUAGAAGAGGACGCUAGUAGGGAUGAUGGCAGAACAGCAAUGGCUGGAGUUUCUGGGGGCAAUUCGGAAGGUGCAGGAGAGAUAUUGUCCAUCCCAAAGAUGAAGAAGUAUUCUAAGGGGACGAUGAGGCAACCAUGGCUGACAAGGGAAAUCAAGGACAGCAUAAAAGGAAAAGAGAAGGCAUGCAAUAAAACUAAAAUUAAUGGGAAGUGAGUGGAUUCUGCUCAUUUAAAAACUAGCAGAAGGCAACUAAAAAGUCAUAAAGAGAGAAAAGAUUAAAUAUGGAAGUGAGCUAACCAAUAAUAUAAAAGAAGACACCAAAAGUUUUUCAGAUAUAUCAAAAGUAAUAAUGCCAGAAAUUUGAGAGUGUCAAGGGACUGAAAUAAGCAUAGUUACUAUUACUGAGGAAGGUGAUUGGGAAGCUGAAAGUUCUGAAGGUAGAUAAGUUGAGCAGAUGGACCACACCACACGGUACUGAAAGAGGUACAGUAGCUGAAGAAAUUGUGGAGGCAUUAAAAAUUGCCUUUAAAGAAUCUGGAGGACUGAAAAAUUGCAGAUGUCACUCUACUCUUUAAGAAGAGAUGGAGGCAGAAGAAAGGAACUUGGUGGUCAGUUAGCCUGGCACUGGUGGUUAGGAAGAUGUUGUAGUCUAUUAUUAAAGAUGCUGCUUCAGGGUACUUUGAAGAGCAUGAUAAAGUUGGCCAAAGUCAGUCAGCAAGGUUUCCUUAAUGAGAAAUCUUGCCUGACAAAUCUAUGGAAAUUAAUUGAGGAAAUAAUAGGCAGGAUAGGCAAAGAGGAGUCAGAGGUUGUUGAUUAUUUGGAUUUUCGGAAGGACUUUGACCAGAUAGAUAGACCCUUUAUUGAUCCCAAAGGAAAUUACAGUGUCACAGUAGCAUUGCAAGUGGACAAGUAUACAAAUAUUAGAAGAGAAGUAAGAAAAAGUUUUUAAAAAGUUACCGCAAACAGUCUAAGAGGAGGGGUACAACACUUCCCCAGCUAUAAGUUGACUUGUGGCUGAGGAUAAGAGUGACCUCAUAUAGUGCUCUUUGGAGCACCACAGUUGUCUUAAUCUAUUACUAAAAGUGUUCCUCUUUUCAGCUAAGGUGGCAUGCAGAGGAUGAGAAACAUUGUCCAGAAUUGCCAAGAUUUUCUGAAGGGUCCUUUGUUCUACCACAGCCUUGAGUGUCUCCAGUUUGACUCCUAAAACUGAGCCAGCCUUUCUAAUCAGGUUAUUGAGCCUGUUGGCGUCACCCGUGUUGAUGCCAUUGUCCCAGCACACCACUACAUAAAAGAUUGCACUGGCAAUUACAGAUUGACAGAACCUGAAAAGGAGAGGCCUGUGUACUCCAAAGGAGCUCAGUCUCCUCAGGAAGUAGAGGCAACUCUGGCCCUUCUUGUACACAGCCUCUUUGUUGGUGGUCUUUUCAAGUCUUUCAUCCAUGUGUACCCCCAGAUACUGCACAUGAGACUGCUUUACAAGAUAAAUACCUGUGGUAUUACAGGAAAGGUACUAGCAUGGCUGACUGGCAUGAGGAAAAUAAUAGGAAUAAAGGGGCUUUUUCUGGUUGGCUGUCAGUGACUUAUGUUCUUCUGCAGGGGUCAGUAACGGGAUAUCUUCUUUACAGGUUAUAUCCCGAAGAUUUGGGUGGUCGAAUUCUUGGCUUUGUGGCAAAGUUUGCAGAUGAUACAAAGAUAGGUGGAGGGUCAGGUAAUGUUGAGGAAGCACAUACUGCAGAAGUAUUUGAACAGAUUAAAAUGAGCAAAUAAGUGGCAGAUGGAAUAUAGUGCCAUGAAGUGUAUGUUCAUGCACUUUGUUAGAAGGAAUACAAUUGUAGACUAUUUUCUAACUGGAGAGAAAAUUCAAAACUCAGAGAUGCAAAGGGACUUGGGACUCCUUGUGCAGGUUUCCCUAAAGGCUAACCUGCAGGUUGAAUCGAUAAUAAAGCCAAGUGCAAUGUUAGCUUUCGUUUUGAGAAGACUAGAAUAUAAGAUAAGGUUGUAAUGCUGAAACUUUAUAAGCAAUUGAUCAGACCACAUUUGGAGUACUAUGAGCAGAUUUGGGCACAUAUCUAAGAAAAGUUUUGUCAGCAUUGGAAUGGGUCCAGAGGAGGUCCAUGAGAAUUAUUCUGGGAAUAAAAUGGUUAAGGUAUGAGGAGCUUGGUUACUCUGGGCCUGGAAUCAUUGGAGUUAAGAAGAAUGAGGGAGAAUUUCAUUGAAACUGAUCAAAUAUUGAAAGGCCUGGAUGGAGUGGAUAUGGAGAGGAUGUUUCCUAUAGAGCGUGAGUCAAGGACCAGAGGGCACAACCUCAUAAUGGAAUGACUUCCAAUUAGAACAGAGAUGAGGGGGGAAUUUCUUUAGCUAGAGGGUAGUGAAUCUGUAGAAUUCACUGCCACAGGUGGCAGGCCAAGUAUUUAAGGUGGAGGUUAAUAGAGGUGGAGGUGUCAAAUGUUACGGGUAGAAGGCACGAGAAUGAAAUUGAGAGAAGGUCCACAGAAGGUUUAUGUGAAUAACUCUGGGAAUUAACUGUUAAUAUAUGAGGAGCAUUUUAUGGCUGUGCAUUUGUGCUCCAUGGACGGAGGAUCUUACUGAAACCCAUCAUAUAUGGAAAGGACUAGAUAGAGUGGAUGUGUAGAGGAUGCUUCCUGUAGUGGGUGAGUCUAGGACCAGAGGGCACAGCCUCAGAAAAGAGGGACUUCCAUUUGGAACAGAGAUGAAGAGGAAUUUCUUUAAUCUGAGGGUGUUUAUUAUCACGAUCGGUGUGGAGGCCAAGUUAUUGAGUAUAUUUAAAGUGAAAGCUGAGAGUUCCUUUAUUAAUCAGACUGUUAAAGGUUUAAUGGAGAAGGCAGGAGAAUGAGGUUGAGAUGGAUAAUAAAUCCGCCAUUGUGGAAUGGUGGAGCAGACUGGAUAGGCCUAAUUCUGCUCCUCUGUCUUAUGGAAAAAUGGAUUAGUAGGCUUGCAGACAAACAAAUGUUGGUGGAGUUGUGGAUAGUGUGGAGGGUUGUUGUAGAUUACAAUGGGACAUUGACAGGAUACAAAGCUGGGCUGCGAAGUGGCAGGUGGAGUUUAUCGUGUUGUUUAGAAGGCGUAGGAUGUUUUGGCAUUCAUUAGUUGGGGGAUUGAGCUCAAGAGCUGUGAAAUAAUGCUGCAGCUCUAUAAAAUCUUGGUUACACCACACUUGGAACAUUGGGUUCAGUUCUGGUCACCUCAUUGCAGGAAGGAAUUGGAAGCUUUAGAGAGGGUGCAUAGGAGAUUUACUAGGAUGCUGCCUGGGCAAAAAGGCAUUUAGGUUGAGUGAGCUAGAGCUUUUCUCUUUGGAACAACGGAGGAUAACAGUUUAGUUGAUAGAGACGUUCAAGAAGAUCAGAGGAAUAAAUAGUGAUUGCCAGAUAAUUUUUCCCAGGGCAGAAGUGGUUAAUACAAAUGUGUAUAUUUUUAAGUUGAUUGGUGGAAAGUGUAGGGGACAUGUCAGAAGUAGGUUCUUUACACAGAGAUUGGUGGGUGCAUGGAAUACCUUGCUAGGGGUAGUAGAGACAAAUAAGAGUUGGGGCAUUUAGGAAACUCUUAGAUAGGCACAUGGUUAUGUAAGAGUGAAGGAUUAGAUUAUUUUAGAGUAGGCGGAGCACCAUGAGCUAAAGAGUUUGCACUGUGCUGUCAUUUUUCUAUGUUUUACAGAUGUGUGUGAACAAAACAUUACAGCAUAGUACAGGCCAUUUGACCCUCUAUGUUUAUUGAGCCAGUAUAGCUCCAGCUCUCUCAACCUAUCAGUGUAAGUCAUGCUGACUAAUCCAAGCAGCAUCCUCAUAAAUCUCCUCUGUACUCAAUAUAAAGCUUUUAUAUCCUUCCUACAUUGAGGCAAGCAGAACUGAACAUAAUAUUCCAAGUGUGGUCAAAUCAGGAUUUAUAGAAUUACAGAAUGACUGACUAAUGAAGACCAACACAUCAUGUGACUUCUUUAAAACUCAAUUAGCUUGCAUGGCAACUAUUAGGGAUCUAUGGAUGUGGACUCCACUCCUUAGACCAGCUCUGCUUCCUGUUAAUGUCCCGUUGUAACCUAUGGCAACCUACUACACUAUCCACAACUCCACCAACCUUACAGUAUCUUGGCAAAUAUUAUCUAUCACCUAACUAAAAUAUUGAAUAAGUAAAAAAUUAUAUAGCCCCGCCAGUCAAUGGUACAGCAAUCUCUUCCCUCCCUGCCUGCCUGCCUGUAGUAACCUAUGGUUAUAUCCCAUUCGGUCCCAGGAACUUACCUGGCUUAAUAUUUAUCCGUUUCCAGCAUAUGUUCUUUUUUUAACAUGUCACAUGUUAGUCUAUUUUGUGUUGUCCUUGCAAAUGUCAAGAUCACUUUUACUUUGAAUACUAAAGAAAAACACUCAUUAAGAACCUCCCAUUACACUUGGCUCCAGGGAUGUUUUCUUUUCUAUCCCUGAUUGGUUCUACUCUCACUCUAGUCAUCUUCCUGUUCAUCUCGUACAUGUCAAGCACCUUGGUAUUUUCUUAAUCCUAUUCAAUAUGGCCUUUUCAUGCCCCCUUCUGGCUCUCUUGUCCAUUCUUCAGACACUUCCUGGAUAUGGAUACCUGUCUAACAUUUGCUUCGUAAACCCCAAGUAAGCUUCCUUCUUCCCCUUGACUAGAUGUUCCAUAUUUCUUGUCAUCCUUUCCCUGCUUCAAUGAGACAAGCCUAUCCAGGACCUCAUGUAAGUGUUCCCUUAUCUGUUCCCAGUUUACACUCCCAAAUUCCUGCCUAAUACUAUCAUAAUUCCCCCUCCCUCAAUUAAAUAAUUGUCCCCAUUCCUCUCCAAGGCUAUGGUAAAUGUUAGGAAAUUGAGGUCACUUACUCUGAAAUACUCACCCACUGAGAGAUCUGAUACCUCACCUGGUUCAUUACCCAGUACUAGACCCAGUAUGGCUUCCUCUUUAGUUGGCCUGUUUAUAUUUUGUGUCAAUAAUUCUUCCUAGACACAUCAAACAAAUUCUGCCCCAACUUCACCUUUGCACUAAAGAGAUGCCAAUCAGUGUCUGGGAAGUUAAAUCAUUGCCACCCCAGCAUAAUGGUUCGUGCAAUGCUUUUACAGCUUGGUGCAGUGAAGUUUGGACAUCCUCAUUUUGAAUAUUCUUCCCCAUGAAUGUGUGGGUUUCCUCUGGGUGCUACAGUUUCCUUCCAAGUUCCAAAGGUGUACCAGUUAGUAGGCUAAUUGGUUACUGUUCUCUGAUCAGGCUAGGGUUAAAUAGCUGGGCUGCUGAGCAGUACAACUCAUUGGGUUGAAAGGGUCUGUUUCACACUAUAUCUCUAAAUACACCCAUGACACCAACUCUGUUAUUUUGGCAUCUUUCCAACACUGCCCCUUGAUCUGUUCCUCAGUGUUUCCAUUACCAUAGCAAGUCCUAUCGAAUACCUCUAAUAGAGUCAUUGCCAACUUUCUGUUUCUGACUUCCAACUACACUGAAGCAGUAGACAAUUCCUCAAUGACAACUUCCCUUUCUGCAGCUGGUACUAUCCCUGAUUAACAAUCCCAGUCUCCCACCGAUUUUAUCUCCCUCCCUAUGCCCUUUGAAAUGUCUAAACCCCAGAACAUCCAGCAUGCAUUCAUGCCCUUAUGACAGCUAGGUCUCUGUAAUGGUCACAAAUUCAUAGUCCCGUGUAUUGACUCUUGAUCUAAGUUCAUCAUCCUUGUUCCUGAUAUUUCUUACAUCAAAAUACACAUUUCAACAGACCCCACUGACUGCAUAUUUUCCUCAUUGCUACCCAUCCUUCCUUAUGGUCUCUAUUAGACCUUAUAGUUUUAUAUUUCUACUUAGCUCCCUUUAUUCUCUUUUCAAGACCUCAUCCCUUUUCAUACCUAACUAUAACCUAUGAGAGGAUCUCUUUUUUUCCUCACUCAUACAAGAUUUCCAUUUCUUAUAUCUGUUGUUCCUUAUCUGGUGAUAUCUAUUAUGAACCCACAGACUCUCACAGCUCCCUGGACUAUACCUCAUCCUACCCUUUAACUUGUAAAAAUGCCACCCCUUCUCUCAGUUCCUCUGUCUCUGCUGCAUCUGCUCGCAGGAUGAUGCUUUUCAUUCUAGGAUGAAGACGAUGUCCUCCUUUUUCAAUAGAAGGGGCUUCCCUUCCUCCAGCAUCAAUGCUGUCCUCAACUGCAUCUCUUCUUUGUCACUCACGUCUGCUCUUACCUCAGCCUCCCAUGACCCUACCAGAGAUAGGGUUUCUCUUAUCCUCACCUACCACUCCACCAGCCUCCGUGUCCAGCACAUAAUUUUCCAAAACUUCCGCCACCUCCAAUGGGAUCCCCCCACCAAGCACAUCUUUCCAUCUCCCCCACCCCAACUUUCUGCUUUCCUCAAGGAUCGCUCCCUAUGUGACUCCCUUGUCCAUUUGUCCCUCCCCACUGAUCUCCCUCCCGAUACCUAUCCUUGUUCAAGUGCUACACCUUCCCCUACACCUCCUCCCUCACUAUCAUUCAGGGCCCUACACACCCUUCCAGGUGAGGUCUGUGAGUCUGGUGGGGUCAUAUACUGUUGGGUGCCCCCAGUGUGGCCUACUGUAUAUUGGUGAGACCCGAUGAAGAUUGGGAAACCUAUGCUCCAUCCACCUGAAAAAGCAGGAUCUCCCAGUGACCACCCAUUUUAAUUCCCAUUCCAAUAUGUCCAUCCAUGGCCACCUCUUAUGUUGCGAUGAGGCUACACUUGGGUUGGAGAAACAACACCUAAUAUUCUGUCUGGGUAGCCUCCAACCUGAUGGCAGGAACACCGAUUUCUCAAAUUUCCAGUAAUGCCCCCACCUCCCUUCACCAGUUCCCAUCCCCUUUUCCCUCUCUCACCUCAUCUCCUUGCCCGACAUUGCCUCUCUUUGGUGCGACUCCCCCUUCCCCUUUCCUUUCUUCAAUGGCCCUCUAUCUCUUUCACCAAUCAACGUCCUGGGUCUUUACUUCCUCCUUCUCCCUCCAAGUUUCACCUAUCACCUUGUGUUUCUCUCCCCACUGCCCCCACC